AUGCCUUGCAUUCGUUGCCGUAUCUGCGGAACUCGAGUUGCAUUCGUUGAAGAUUACGUUGACAUUGAUGUUGUAUGGAUUCUCUCUCUCUCUCCCUGCAUCUACUUUUCCAUCUGCUUGCAAUUUGUUCUGUCAACACAUCAAAUGGUUCUUGAAUUAUUCUUUUCUGAAUUUGUGCACCAAACCACAGAACCAAAAAAACAUGGAAUUCAGAACACUUUGGAGACGUUGCCAGGAGGGAUCUUUAAGAGAGUGUUUAAUGUUCUUUUACUAGACAAAGUAAAUUACCGUGGAAUUACACAAGUUCAAUCACUAUUUGGAACUACCGUAGCCAGUACUUACUGUGGCCAAUGUAGAACGAUGCUCGGAUGGAAAUUUAUUGCAGUCACCCAACAGAACAUGUGUGUUAGGGAAGGAAGAUACCUUAUGAAAUUGAACAAGCUUAGUUUAUCGAAUGGAAGCACUAAUGAGCAAAAUGCUGAUCAAGAUGGAGAUGCUAAUGAACAAGAAGUGGGCGCUAAUAUGCAAAUUGUUGAUCAAGACGAAGACACAUAUAAAGAAGAUGUGGGGGAUAUUCAGUACAAUGUUCGUAAUUUCUUGAUGCAUCUCAUCUGUCAAAAUGCUUUUCAAGGUGGAGAAGCUAAUGAACAGGUUCCUAAUGAACAAGAAGUGGGCGCUACUGAGAAAAAUGUUGAUCAAGAAGAAGGUGGACGCAGUAAUGAACAGGUUCCUAAUGAACAAGAUGUGGGCUCUAAUGAGCAAAAUGCUGAUCAAGAUGGAGAUGCUAAUGAACAAGAUUUAGGCGCUAAUAAUGAGCAAAAUGCUGAUCAAGAUGAAGAUGCUAAUGAACGAGAUGGAGAUUGUUGUAGUUGCCUUAUGCAGUGGUUUAAUGUUGAAGUACCAGAGGGCGAGUCAUAUCAUGAAGUAAAAGAUGACAUGACCCUAACUGAUACUUACUGCAUCGAAUGCAGAGACCGGCUCGGGUGGAAACUUAUUGAAGUCCCCCAAGACUGUUGGUAUGAAGAAGGACAAUUCUUGAUGAUGUUGGAUAAGCUUAGUUACUGUAAUGGUCAACUCUUGGCUCAUAAUCAAGCUGGAUGUGCUAAUGAGGGAAAUGCUGAUCAAGAGGGAGGCGCUAAUGAGGGAAAUGCUGAUCAAGUGGGUGGCACUAAUGAGGGAAAUGCUGAUCAAGAGGGAGGCGCUAAUGAACUAGUUCCUAAUGAUCAAGAUGGAGGCGGUAAUGAGGAAAAUGUUGAUCAGGAUGGAGGCGACAUCAAUAGCUUCAUACUGAUGAUUUACGCUUUCACUGAUGCAGUCACUAGAGUUCAUACUACACAACACAUAGUAUUACUACUUCAUAUUGAAGAAAAGCAAUUGAGACUGAACAUUUUAUAUGUUAGAGCUCGGGAGUUGCUUCUUGAUUCAACAAUGGGAAGGCUCUUUAAACUUGACUAUGAUGAUAUCUUUACUUAUGAUUGCAUCCAUUGCCGUAUCUGCAGAACUCGAGUUGCAUUCGUCCACAAUUUCUUUCCUAAUCUAAAUGACUUAGUGUCAGAAGGGUUCUUUAGUAACGUGUUUAAUGUUGAAGUACCAGAGGACAAGCGAUAUCAUCAAGUAGAAGGUGGCAGAACCCGAGCCGAUACAUACUGUGUAGACUGUAGAAACCUGCUCGGGUGGAAACUUAUUGCAGUCUCUGAACCGUCUAGGUAUUGUAGAGAAGGAGGAUUCCAUAUGAGAUUGGACGAGCUUACUUACUGGAACGAAGUAACGUUGCUUGAUUUUCUUUCUGGAGGAGAUAAUGAACAGGCUCCUAAUGAUCAAGAUGGAGGUGCAGAUGAACAGGAUCAUGAUCAAGAUGUAGGCGCUAAUGAACAGGAUCAUAAUCAUAAUGGAGGCGCUAAUGAGCAAAAUGCUGAUCAAGAUGUAGGCACUAAUGGACAGGAUCAUGAUCAAAAUGGAGGCACUAAUGAGGAAAAUGCUGAUCAAGAUGGAGAUGCUAAUGAACAGGAUCAUGAUCAAAAUGGAGAUGCUAAUGAGGAAAAUGCUGAUCAAGAUGUAGGCGCUAAUGAGCAAAAUGUUGAUCAAGAUGGUGGAGAUGCUGAUGAACAGAAUGAUGAUGAAGAAGAUGGAGAUGCUAAUGAACAGGAUCAUAAUCAUAAUGGAGGCGCUAAUGAGGAAAAUACUGAUCAAGAUGUAGGCACUAAUGAGCAAAAUGUUGAUCAAGAUGGUGGAGAUGCUAAUGAACAGAAUGAUGAUGAAGAAGAUGGAGAUGCUAAUGAACAGGAUCAUGAUCAUAAUGUAGGCGCUAAUGAAGAAAAUGCUGAUCAAGAUGUAGGCGCUAAUGAGGAAAAUGCUUAGUUUAUCUUCUAAUUUCUUGAAGCAAGUCAACUGUCAGAGAUGCAUUUCCUUAACUGCAAUUGCAGUCGCUAUAUAAUCUUCUUUUUUCUAGAAGCUGGAGUUGCUUGACAGUGAAUGCUAGUGCACUUUAGUAAAAUCAUGACCUUGCUGUGGACUAAACUAUCAAGAUUGAGGCUCCAAUAAAGAUGUAAAUCAAUUGGCUGAUGAAAAUGCAGCCAUUUUUCUUAAUUAUGAUGUGAGUCCUAGUUAUAUGAUGUGA
This is a messenger RNA of Solanum dulcamara, 2617 nucleotides long. RefSeq lists its product as uncharacterized. Bases 1 to 2358 code for a protein of 785 amino acids. The record is from RefSeq and is a predicted model, not a curated record. Lineage: Eukaryota; Viridiplantae; Streptophyta; Magnoliopsida; Solanales; Solanaceae. The transcript is spliced from 16 exons.